GGUGCGCGCGGCGCGGCUGCCUCACUGUGCGGCGUUGUGGGUGUGUAGCAGGGCCAGAGCAGGGGCCGGGCCGGGGCUGCAGCGGAGCCUGGGCCGGAGUCAUGUCGCACGGGCACAGCCACGGUGGGGGCGGCGGCUGCCGCUGCGCCGCGGAGCACGAGGAGCCGCCAGAGCAGCGCGGCCUGGCCUACGGGCUCUACCUGCGCAUCGAUCUGGAGCGCCUGCAGUGCCUCAAUGAGAGCCACGAGGGCAGCGGCCGCGGCGUCUUCAAGCCGUGGGAGGAGCGGGCCGACCGCACCAAGUUUGUAGAAAGUGAUGCUGAUGAAGAGUUGCUGUUUAAUAUUCCGUUUACAGGUAAUGUUAAACUGAAAGGAAUCAUUAUUAUGGGAGAGGACGAUGACUCGCAUCCUUCAGAGAUGAGACUGUUCAAAAACAUUCCACAAAUGUCUUUUGAUGAUACAGACCGAGAACCUGAUCAGACUUUUAGUCUAAAUCGAGACCUCACCGGAGAAUUAGAAUAUGCUACAAAAAUUUCUCGUUUUUCAAAUGUCUAUCAUCUCUCUAUUCAUAUUUCAAAAAACUUUGGCGCUGACACCACAAAGGUGUUUUAUAUUGGACUGAGAGGAGAAUGGACUGAGAUGCGUCGACAUGAGGUGACUAUCUGCAAUUAUGAAGCAUCAGCUAAUCCAGCAGAUCACAAGGUCCAGCAGGUCACCCCACAGACACACUUCAUUUCUUAAAGGCAAGCUGGGGCUCCCACAGAAGCUUGUGUUCAGUGAUGAUGUCAGACAAUUGUUUUGGAAGGAAAAAGAUGGGGCUUGAGAGAGAAUGGCUUUUGCAGCUUCCCCUGAAGCUUUGUUGCUGGGGGCCUGAAAACUGAGGACACCAAACCAUUGGCAAGAGCUACUGGAUUGUUGAAGACAGUUUGGCACUUUGGGCACUGUAGAAAUUGGGUCUUGAGCCUGUUGGAAAUCUGAAAGUCAUGGAUAACCCUCAAUUUCCCAGUUUGGAUGUGGCUAUGGACUCUCUAAGUGUUUUUAUCCCUUUGUGGCAGGACUUGUGUGUGACCUUUUUAAAAAUUAGUGAUUUACCACUCCUGGGUUGCCUGUAGCAUUCCAAGAUCUUGGGAUUUUGUUCAUGGUGUUUGCCAGUAAGAUCUCCAUCUUGAAACAUCUCUUCUUGCUUGCUCCUUACUGUUUGUGUGAAGUAUUUUGUGUUCGUUGUGGCUAAGCCACUCAGGUCUACCAGGUAGCUGCUACCCCUUCUUGAAGUAUCCUGGGAUUGUGGCUAUAAAGCUAAUCUCUUGAUCACAUUUACAGCUUUGCACCCUUUCUUCCUGCCUUUGGUAACUGCCCCAGAGGGGCAGUGUGUGCUGAAAUUGUUCACAUGGCUAUGGCCAUCUUGGUGGUGACAUUGGGAUUUAAGAAAAGUGCUGUUUAUGGCAUGAUGCUUAAUGCUUCUUAGAAAACAGAAAUCUUUGAGCUCUUCUGUGCACAGCUUUCUAUUCCCUGUGACUAAGAAGCUUCCUAAUAAAUCCACAUCAGACAUAA
Molecule: messenger RNA, 1550 nt
Organism: Trichosurus vulpecula (common brushtail)
Lineage: Eukaryota; Metazoa; Chordata; Mammalia; Diprotodontia; Phalangeridae
Gene: PITHD1
Product: PITH domain containing 1
Exons: 6
Coding region: 102-740 (212 amino acids)
Cellular component (GO): nucleus
Source: RefSeq, a predicted model, not a curated record